AAAUGUUGCUGACAGUUGUGCUCUUUUAUUUAACCUAUAUUCAAGUUUCAUAUACGUUGCCGCCAUCAGCAAAUGUUUAUAUGAAUAGUGCUGAUAGCCUCAAAACUAUAAAUAAUGAGCGUUUUAUGCAACAUGCAAUUUUCGAAGAGAAAAAUGUAUACACAAAAGGCUCAGACAAUUUCCAGCCAUUACCAACUAUAAGAUCACCUUCAAACUUCAAUGCUGCUCAAAGCAAUGCAGCGGUUGCAUCAGGAAAAUUAGAGAUCAUAAAGCAAAAUGGAAUGGCAAAUAUUGGGAGGUUGAAACAAAACCAGUUCAGACCGGAAGUAAAUCAGAAUAUUAACGCACCCCAAAACUACGAAAGUAUUGUAAAUAAUUUGAAUUAUCAGAGAAUGAUUUCACAAUUUCAAGGUGAAAAUUUAGCCAAACAAUAUGGCCUACCCCAAAAUUUCAAAAUCAACCUACGUGGGUUUGUUGCUCCGGAUAUAAACAAGGGAUUCAUUCCACCGCAGUCUGUUCCACUAAAACCGUUUUCACAAAUCAGGCCUGUUCAACAGACAAUACAGCCAACAGGAGUAAACAUAGGUAACAAUAAUGUGAACCGGCCAAUUUUGAACCUGCCAGUUGCAUCAUUACCUAGACAAGUAAACUCAGAAGAUCCUCCUCAGCGAUCAAAAAAAACGUACACAAUAAUUCAUCCAAAUGGAUCUAUUGAAGAAACGGAUGAUUUUGAAUAUAUUAAAAAUAAUUAUCCGUACUACAUCGUGCACGACUUAAAUAAAAUAAAUACAAAAAAAUAUAGUAUUGCCGAAAAGGAAGUACAUGCAGGAAGUCCUCUUGUAAAUCCUGCUAUUGUACCAAUUUACAAUCUUCCACCAGCACAACCUUUAUUAAAUAUGAACAACAAAGAGACACUGGUACCUAAUACAUUAGUUCCAAUAACCCAAUCACAGAUUAAUCCCACCAAAAUAGAUAAAUCAGUUAACGUUAAUGCUACUCAUUCUAAUGAUAAUAAAGAAAUAUCAAGUUUAGGACCCGUUUCAUCAAGAAACUUAACCUCCCAACAAGAUAUAAGCAAACCAGGUUCAAAAAAUCUAUAUACAAGUAUCUUAGAAACAUUGCAAUCUUUAAAAAGUAAUGAUUCAAAUCAUUUACCUGUAAUAGAUAAAUCAAUUUUAAGCCCUUCAGAAAUAAUUAAACCCCCUAAAAAUCAUAGUCUACUUCAAGAUAACGAUAUGCUUGAGAAGAUAAGUGCGAUUGACUUUUGGAAAGAAAUAGAUGUUAUUCAAAUCACAAAUGAAACAGCUGUAGCUGACAUUAACAAAGAAAAUCUCUUGGAAAACUUUGAAACGAUAGAUUCGAAUGAGGACGGAGAACUUACCAAAAACUCAACUAUAAACCCGGAAACGACACCAAGCAAGGAUCUAACGUCGGAGGAUGAUGAUGUUAACAUAACAGAUACCGACGAUACUUACGAAGUUUUUAAUACUAAUCCAGAAAUAGUAGAGGACUUUGUAAGCUCCAUUGAAGAUAGAAUAGAGUUUAUCAAACCAUUUUUAAUUAUAAAUGAUACUGAUGCUAUUGAUAAACCUGAAAAAAAUAGUGUAGAGUCAGGAAAUUUCUUAAGCAGUGCUAACACCAGUGCAUCAGGCCAAGCCUUAACAAACCCUAUUUAUAUCCCGCACAUAUCGCUAGUUGAAGACGAUGAUACGAAUUCCUCGUUUUGGUUCACGACAAAUGACGAAAAGGCGUUGGAGAAACUUUCGCCGCAAAAGAAGAAAAAUUUAACGAUUGCUUCAACACUCAGUAAUGGGGAGAAUAAAACCGUCACGAUAUCUUCCAAUGAAAAUACUACGUUCGAAGAAGAGAAGCCUGUAGAUAGUGAAGAAAAAAUAAAAAAUAUAUAA
Pieris brassicae (large cabbage white) is the source of this 1907-nucleotide messenger RNA. RefSeq lists its product as uncharacterized. Lineage: Eukaryota; Metazoa; Arthropoda; Insecta; Lepidoptera; Pieridae. The coding region runs from base 3 to 1907 and encodes 634 amino acids. The record is from RefSeq and is a predicted model, not a curated record. The transcript has 6 exons.